Molecule: messenger RNA, 675 nt
Organism: Phytophthora nicotianae INRA-310
Lineage: Eukaryota; Oomycota; Peronosporomycetes; Peronosporales; Peronosporaceae
Exons: 1
Coding region: 1-675 (224 amino acids)
Source: RefSeq, a predicted model, not a curated record
AUGGAGCACGCUCAAACCGAUAUACGCCAAAAAGAUGAACAGGAGGCCAAACAGGAGACCCGCCAUGAUGUCUGGGGUGAUGUUCACAUAAUGCGAGAAGCAGAAAGCUUUGCCCGCCGCGUUGUAUCCGACGAGGUAGCCCGCUUCACACAGCAACGCGGCAUCUGUGGUGGCGUUUGCCUUUUUGGCCUUGGCUUGAACAGUAAGGCGGCGUGCGAGAGGGCUCUGAAUCUCCACAGAGUUAGCGUCGUUGCCAGUAAAGGCAAAGUCCGUCUUACCACCCGUAGCAGCGUUGAGGCUGCUGGAGGCUGUCUCGAUGACGGUGUCCACAUCGGGCAGCGACAUCGACUCGGGCAGUUGAAUGACGAGCAAGUCUGUCUUGCCGUUGGCAAUCAUAGCUUGUCCCUCUGCGGACGUGAUAAACACAUCCAAGUCGUGGGCGCCCACAAUAUGGGGCUUGGCGCUCGUCAUUUCGGGAAGAAGUGGCUUCAACCGGGUAGUGUGUGGAAUGACCACGGACGACACAGAGUUUUGAACGGCACGUUGCACGUAGGAGCCUGCCCCACUAGAAAGUUGAGAAACGUCCUCCGAGGCCAACGAUGGCAAAAGGAACAAGCACAUAAUCUCUGCCUGUUGGGAUGCAGAUGCUUGGGUGCUCAGCACGCCCUGAAGUAA